AUAGGUGAAUAUAUAGAAAAGAAAUUAAAUUCCUGAUUUCAUGUCAGGAUACGGUAAAAUUAUGUGAAGAUAUAUCUCAAUGCACCAAAAUGCUUCCAACGGUAUGAAUGCCAUUUUCUCAUAGGCAACGAAUAUGCAGCGACCCCCCACUUGACAAAACCAUUCGUUAACGAAUUGCGAAAAGGAACAUUUCUCUAGUUUUUCUCGAAGAAAAUGCUCGAUAUCUUGCUCUAAAACGAUUCGAUAAGGAUUCAUUCGUCGCUCUGUUACUGCCAGGAGAAUAUUCGAUAUCGAAGUAUUGUUGGCGAAUCGUUUACGAAUGCUUUCCCGUACAUAUUAUCGUUCGCUUUCCAACUCGCUAACGAUUCGCUAACAAUGUCGUCAGCGAUUCGAAAAAGUAUCGAUAUCGGACAUUCUUUUUCGAUAGUUUGUAGCAUUGUUCCAUUCCCAUUUUGUUUCCCACUGUCUCAUUAAUGAAAAUCAAAAAUUUGGCGUAAUUUAAAAUUUAUUUUAUUCAUUUGGUGUUGUUAUGAUUAUAUAUAAAAUUAUUGAUUUCUUAAAAUAUAGAUACAUUGAAAUUUAAUUUCUAUUAUCCAUUUCUACACCCACAAAACAAUUUAUGUUGAUCGAGGUGUAUUUUCAUCUAGCUUUGUCUUUUUGGUUUUUGAUUUUUUGAUGAUUUUCCGAGGUUUCUUGCUGGCGUUUAUUCUCAAGAUAAAGCAGUCGUGGCUGAUACCCAUAAUACUACGCGCGCUCCAUAGCUACAAACAAAGGAGAGAUAACAGGCAAGGAGUAAGUUAUGCGGCCAUUGUAUUUGGUUCUUUUGAUCCUGGUGAUCGGGGCCGCCCUGAUCGAGGCUCAACAGCAAAACCGUAGGAAGAAUGGUGGUGGUGGCGGUGGAAAGCAGCAGCACCAGCAGCAACAAAAUAAUAAAAGGAAGCCCAUGGGCAAGCCAAAUGGCAACAGGAAUAAUAAUAGGAAUAACAAUAGGAAUAAAAAUGGCAAUAAAAUGAACAAAGAAAAACCGACUGCCAAGAAAACCUUGGUAAACCACAUCAUUCCUGGUUUGGGGGCUGUGAGAGGCCGCGUAGUCAAGUCCGAGUGGACGGGGCAAACCAUCAUACAGUUCUUUGAUAUUCCAUAUGCCCAGGGGGCCAGUGGUGCCAUGAGAUUUAAGCCAGCAUCGCCUGUGGCUCCUUGGACGGGCACCAUGAAGACCGAAAGACCCUUCGGAGGGUGUCCUUCCAUACAGGACGAUAAGGACUAUGAUGCCUUGAAGGCCAGGAAUAUUGAGGCCGAGGAUUGUCUGAGUGUAACAAUCAGCACCAAAUCGUUCUCUUCCAGUUCGCCGGUUAUGGUGUACAUCCAUGGUGAUAACUUGUACGAUGGCAGUGUUCUGGACAGCCCACCUGGCUAUCUCUUGGAAGAGGAUAUCGUUUUGGUUUUGGUGCGUUAUCGCUUGGGUCCUUUCGGUUUCCUGUCGACCAUGACCGACGAUAUACCUGGCAAUGCUGGUGUCACAGAUGUCAUCUUAGCCCUGAAAUGGGUGCAAAAUAAUAUUGCCUCCUUUGGAGGAGAUCCAAACAAGGUGACACUGUUUGGCCAAUCAGGUGGUGCUGCUAUGGUCAACAUAUUGACCAUGAGUCCUGCGGUGUCCGAUGGUCUCUUCCAUCGUGUAAUCUAUCAGUCAGGUUCGGCUUUGUCGCCUGCUUUCAUAACUGAUAAUCCGCUGCCAGCGGCAAAGGAUAUUGGCAAAUAUGCCGGUUGCAAGAAUGUCAAUAAGGUGGAGUCCCUCAACAAAUGUUUGCGCAAAUUGAAUACCACCGAAUUGUUGGAUGCCUUCAGCAAGCAUGGAGCUUCGAAAAUCGGCCAGGGUGUGGGUUCCACGGGAGCAGCACAAUUUGUGGUGGGAGGACCUUCGGAUAUCUUGCCUCAAUUCCCUGCCAAACUUUUGACCUCGGGCAAUUUCAAGGCUUAUCCCACCAUGGGUGGUACGCCCAAAAAUGCCGGUACCCUACCAUUGAAAGACAUCUAUAUUGACAGCUUCAAUGAGACCAUCCCCGAUGACCAAAUGAAUGCCACCGACUAUGUUAAGCAAAUCAUUGUGGAGACGAAUGGUCCUGAUCGUAGUGGAGCCUGGAUGAAAUUCGCCAAAGAGGAAAUCUUCACCGAAGAACAAAUGAAGAAUGGCAGCUUCCGUUGUUUGACUCCCGGUUUAAUAGAUUUGUGCGGCACAAUUGCCUACAAAAAUCCUGUGCUGCUGGCCAUGCAGGGAAAUGCCGGCAAAAUGCCCAAUAACACUUACCUGUAUUCCUUUGACUAUGAGGGUGAAUUUAAUCGUUAUGGCACCUUUGAGGACCAAGGAGACAUGCCCUUCGAAUUGGGUGUAUCCCUUACCGAUGAAAAUCUCUACUUGUUCCCCUGGCCCCGCUACUCGAUGGUCAACACCAACCGUGAUAUGAAAGUGGCUGCGCGCAUGGUCAAACUGUGGGCAUCAUUUGCUGCUACUGGCAAACCCACUGCCCCCAAUAUGCCUGAGUGGCCGGCAAUGACGGGCAGUGCGGGCCCAUAUUUGAAAAUUGGCAAGACCGUCUCCGUGGGUGACAACUACAUCGAUGAAUUUACUGCCGCAGUCCAGGAAGCCGAUAUGGGCUAUAGUCUGGUCAACGAUGACUAUUUCGAUGUUUUAAUGGAAGACACUGAGGAGGACGAUAACUCCAAGGAGAAGGAGGAAGAGGAAGAAGACAAUGACAAUGAUUCACCUGGUGAAGCUCGCGGUGGAAAUAUUGUACUAAUCGCCCAUAGGAAUAAAUAUUAAGGUGGUUUUUCAACACAUCUGAUGCAUAGGUAAUGGAAGCAUUCUGAUCUUUUGAAAAAAGAAAAAUAAAAAACAUUG
Stomoxys calcitrans (stable fly) is the source of this 2896-nucleotide messenger RNA. RefSeq names its product glutactin. NCBI's taxonomy places the organism in Eukaryota, Metazoa, Arthropoda, Insecta, Diptera, Muscidae. The coding region runs from base 800 to 2818 and encodes 672 amino acids. The transcript is spliced from 6 exons. The record is from RefSeq and is a predicted model, not a curated record.